Messenger RNA from Asparagus officinalis (garden asparagus), 1464 nucleotides. Its product is annotated as zinc finger MYM-type protein 1-like. The coding region runs from base 1 to 1464 and encodes 487 amino acids. NCBI's taxonomy places the organism in Eukaryota, Viridiplantae, Streptophyta, Magnoliopsida, Asparagales, Asparagaceae. The transcript has 2 exons. The record is from RefSeq and is a predicted model, not a curated record.
AUGAAGAGUUGGAUUGAAUUAGAGAUCAAAUUACGACAAAAUGCGACAACCGAUAAAAGUGUUGAAGAACAAAUCAACAAAGAACAAGAACAUUGGAGAAAAGUACUAUUGAGAGUAGUUGCUGUUGUGAAAACACUUGCUAAAAAUAGUUUGGCAUUUCGUGGAGAUAAUGAGAAGCUUUAUGGAGAAAAUAAUAGAAAUUUUUUAAGUAUAAUAGAAAUGAUUGCCAAAUUUUAUCCAAUAAUGAAAGAGCAUGUUCGUCUAGUUCAAGAGAAAGAAAUUCAUUAUCAUUAUCUUAGUCACAAAAUUCAAAAUGAAUUUAUUCUUCGAAUAGCAGAUGAGAUCAAAAGUUUAAUCAUCCAAAAGAUUAAAGAAGCAAAGUACUUUUUUGUUAUUCUUGAUUGUACUCCGGAUGCAUGCCAUGAAGAGCAAAUAUCACUUAUAUUAAGAUGCGUGAAUAUUUCAACAAGCCCAAUAAAGAUGGAGGAGUUCUUUUUAGGAUUUUUAAAGGUGGAUGAUACAUCAGGACGAGGACUUUUUGAAGAACUUGUAAAUAUUUUGCAAGAGCUUAAACUUGAUAUUGGUGAUGUAAGAGGACAACGGUAUGAUAAUGGUUCUAAUAUGAAAGGAAAACAUAAAGGUGUACAAAGAAGAUUAUUAGAGAUAAAUCCUAGAGCAUUCUACACACCUUGUGGUUGUCAUAGUCUUAACAUUGUACUUUCUGAUAUGGCAAACUCUUGUUCGCAAGCUUCAUCUUUUUUCGGAGUGGUGCAGCGCAUAUAUUCAUUGUUUGCAUCUUCUACAAAGCGGUGGAAAAUUCUUACAGAUAAUGUUAAAGAUAUAAGAGAUGCUUUGAUUUACUUAGCAAGUUCUAGUGAAGAUCCCAAGACAAAAAGUGAUGAUGAGUGCUUACCAACAUAUGAAAUUGAGAAUUUUGAGUUCUUACUUCGUAUGGUUAUUUGGUUUGAUAUUUUGAAUGCUAUUAACAAAAUAAGUAAAAUCAUGCAAUUAGAGGAUAUGCAAAUUGAUGUUACUAUAGACCUUUUAAGAGGGCUCAUUUCUUUUUUUGAAAGCUACAGAGAAAAUGGAUUUGAAGCAGCUAUGGUUGAGGCUAAAGAAAUUACAGUUAGAAUGAAAGUUGAACCCAUUUUUUGUGAACGUCGCAUCAUUCGUAGAAAGAAACAUUUUGAUAAAAAUGCUAAUAAAGAGAUGGUAAUGAGAGCUGAAGAAUCCUUUAGAGUCAAUUACUUCAUAUAUAUCGUUGAUCAAGCUCUUUCUUCACUUAAGAGUAGAUUUGAACAGUUUCAACAGUAUGAUGAAUCUUUUGAUUUCUUGUUUAAUUUGGAGAGGUUGAAGUCUGCAGAUAAUGAUAGUUUGAAGUGUUCAUGUCUUAACCUUGAAGAUCUCCUAAAGCAUGACAAAAAUUUUGAUAUUAAUGGGACAAAAUUAUUUUCAGAACUCUAA